CGUCCAGCAGCUGAUCGGUAAUCCAGAAGAAGUUUCCGCUCAGUUAGGGGGGAGCUCCACUUUGAAGCAGGAGACUCCACAACCACCCUGCAUUAAAAAGGAAGAGGAGGAACUCUGCAUCACUCAGGAGGGAGAGUGUCUUCUAGGACGAGAGGAAGCUGAUUACACCAAGUUUCCACUGAGUAUUCUCUCUGUGAAGACUGAAGAUGAUGAAGAGAAACCACAAGUAGACAACCUCUUAGCUCCACUAUCAGAUAGUGAGGCUGAAGACGAGGUUGAAGUAACUUUGAGCAGCGAUAAAGACUGUGAAGGUGAUAUGAGGACUCACACUGACAACAAACACUCUGAAUGCUCUACAAAGAAGAGAGGUAAAACAUGUUUGAGCUGCUCAGUUUGUGCUGAAAGUUUUACUCAAAAGAGCAGUUUGACUCGACACAUGAGAACACACACAGGUGAAAAGCCAUUCAGUUGUUCAGUUUGUGCCAAAAGCUUUUCUCGAAAAUGUGGUUUGACUCAACACAUGAGAACACACACAGGAGAAAAAACAUUUAAUUGUUCAGUUUGUGGCAAAAGCUUUUCUCAAAAUAGCUGUUUGACUCGACACAUGAGAACACACGCAGGAGAAAAACCAUGUACUUGUUCAGUUUGUGGCAAAGGCUUUUCUCAAAAUAGCUAUUUGACUCUACACAUGAGAACACACACAGGUGAAAAACCAUUUAAUUGUUCGGUUUGUGGCAAAAGCUUUUCUCAAAAUAACAAUUUGUCUAAACACAUGAGAACACACACAGGUGAAAAACCAUUUAAUUGUUCAGUUUGUGGCAUAAGCUUUUCUCAAAAUAGCUGUUUGACUCGACACAUGAGAACACACGCAGGAGAAAAACCAUGUACUUGUUCAGUUUGUGGCAAAGGCUUUUCUCAAAAUAGCUAUUUGACUCUACACAUGAGAACACACACAGGUGAAAAACCAUUUAAUUGUUCAGUUUGUGGCGAAAGCUUUUCUCAAAAUAACUAUUUGUCUAAACACAUGAGAACACACACAGGUGAAAAACCAUUUAAUUGUUCAGUUUGUGGCAUAAGCUUUUCUCAAAAUAGCUGUUUGACUCGACACAUGAGAACACACGCAGGAGAAAAACCAUGUACUUGUUCAGUUUGUGGCAAAGGCUUUUCUCAAAAUAGCUAUUUGACUAAACACAUGAGAACACACACAGGUGAAAAACCAUUUAGUUGUUCAGUUUGUGGCAACAGCUUUUCUCAAAAUAGCAAUCUGACUCAACACAUGAGAACACACACAAGAGAAAAAACAUGUAAUUGUUCUGUUUGUGGCAAAAGCUUUUCUUUUAAGGGUAAUUUGACUGAACACAUGAGAACACACACAGGUGUAAAACCAUAUAAGUGUUCAGUUUGUGGCAAAAGCUUUUCUGUUAAGAGCAAAUUGACUCAACACAUGAGAACACACACUGGAGAAAAACCAUUUAGUUGUUCAGUGUGCUGUAAAAGGUUCCAACAUAAUGCAGACGCAGUAAAACACAUGAGAACACACAAGGGAAAAUAACCAAUUAGUUGUUUAGUUUGUGGUAUGUUGCUCAUAUGUGGCGACAUCCACCCUACCCAGGACCUCCUCACUGCUUCUUUCACAAAUAUCUGAGGUAUUCAUACAAACUUGGAUUAUUUGAAGCAUAAUCUUAUCUACUCAUGACCCUGUGUCUUCUCUGUAUCUGAAACCUUCCUGAACAGUAAGAUAGAUGAUGCUUCAAGUGCUUGGUUACUCCUUCUUCAGUCCAGGGACCUGGGGCCUCAUGUGUCAAGUUUGUGCACGCUCAAAAACCUGCACUACACCCUUUUUCACUGCAAAGUUGAGAUGUAUCAAAACUGACAUAAUUAAAAUGCAGCAUGAGACACUGCACACUGAUAUAGUUCUGUGAAAAUGAUUGUCUUCUGUGCAAAUGUAAAGAAAGUGAACAGUGUGUGAUUUACUGCAAUACUGUCAGUCUUUGAACUUUUUAUUUAUGCUUUGUUGAAAUUGUUCACACAUUGCACAGCUUUUAUUUUUCUAUCAAUACACAUUAUGUCUAGAAGACAGGAAGUAACUCAACACUCUUGAAUAGUUUCUACCUCAGUUUGUAUGGUUUGUUGAGUUAGCACAGGAUUAAUAUGUGGAAAUGACAAAUGAGGUAGUUGAUACAUAGAAUAGUUUUUAUUCAUGCU
Messenger RNA from Nerophis lumbriciformis (worm pipefish), 2205 nucleotides. RefSeq lists its product as uncharacterized. Gene Ontology annotation, cellular component: nucleus. The record is from RefSeq and is a predicted model, not a curated record. Lineage: Eukaryota; Metazoa; Chordata; Actinopteri; Syngnathiformes; Syngnathidae. Gene Ontology annotation, molecular function: DNA-binding transcription factor activity, RNA polymerase II-specific. Gene Ontology annotation, biological process: regulation of transcription by RNA polymerase II.